UACACCACUGGCUGCCUAUCAUAGUGUGACUGCGAUAUUCAUUACCCGGUUCAUAUGCGGAUUGGCUGAGAGUGGAUCCUAUCCGUCGAUGUACUCGUUUAUGUCACGCUGGUCUCCUUCUGCAGAUCGGAGCAUUCUCCUUGCGAUAACUUACUCAGGUCUACCACUCGGCAACAUAGUGAUUCAACCAAUCUCCGGUGUCUUAGCUGAAUCGCCGUAUGGAUGGCCGUCAUCUUUUUACCUGAUGGGCGUAUUAGGUAUCGUAUGGUUCGUCUUUUGGGCACUUUUCGUCUAUGACUCCCCCAAUUCCCAUCCAAGCAUGAACCCGGAAGAGAAAGCAUACAUCAUCCGUGACCUUGAACUUUGGAAAAAGCCUCCCACUUCGUAUCCAUGGUUACACAUCCUCACCUCGCCUCCAGUUGCGGCUGUUUUAGUUGCUGAUUUUGCCAUCUUGUGGAUCCUGCAUUCUCUAACAACCAAUCUACCGAUAUUUCUGAGCGAAGCUCUUAGAUUCGACGUUAUCAAAGCUGGGGCUCUUUCAGCAUGUCCGUACGUCGCCCUCUUUAUUGUCAUGUUAGGAGGCGGCUUUCUAGCUGAUUGCUUGAUUUCUAAAACCAAUCUUUCUAGAACUCUAAUCAGAAAACUAAUGACCUCUCUAGGACUGGUCUCCUCCGCUGUGUUUAUGGUGGCAUCUGGAUACACAGGCUGUAACGGUACUGCCACCGUGACGACACUCUCUCUCGGUCUAGCUUCGACAGGAUUUGUCUACUCUGGAGCGUCCCUCACGCAAAUGGAGUUUGCGGCACCCUACGCUGGAAUGGUAACGGCCAUCACGAACACUUUUGCGAACACGCCUGGGUUUUUGGCGCCGAUGAUCGCGGGUGUUGUCACUGAAAAUCAGGCUGACAUGCUCGGAUGGCGCACGAUGUAUUGGAUCGCGUUUGGGAUCGCCAUCUUUGCCGAGGUAUUCAUUCUUUUUUUCUGCUCUUCCAAACCACAGUCUUGGGCCAUGAUAGGUGAAGAUGGACAGAAAACGAGCGGAUACGACGAAAUAAAGUGAAAAAUGGCUUACCUGGCACCCGGAGCUGAAAGAAUGGCAACUAUUGUAACUUUUGCCAUUGUUGUUAAUUACCAUGGAAACGGAAACUUUGACUGUGAUUGGCUGCUGAGUCAUGUAACACCCCGUUCCCUCCGUCAUGUGAUCCGUUACGAACCCCACGAUUGGCCUUUCGUAACUGAUCCAUUGUGAUUUUUUUUCUACGAUAAAUACGAUCCGAUACGACCUUAUACGAUCUGAUACGAUCUGAUACGAUCAUUACGAUUACCGCAAGAUUAAAACCACCGUUUCAAUCCGAUUUACGACUGGCCUUUCGAAGCUGAUCGCGAUUUUUUUUCAUUCAAAAUGUUUCUACGAUCAAUAUGAUUGCUACGGUCACCACGAUUACUCUACCAUUAAGACCACGAUUUCAAUCGUGUCAGUUCAAUUGUGACAGUGGGUACUAGGUAUUAGCCGUUUAUUAUUACAGUUAAAAUGAUUGCAACGGCUGACGUCAAGAUCUGAUACGAUCACUAUACGAUUACUCCACGAUCUAGACAACAGUUGACAAUGGGAACUAAGUAUCACAAUAAUAGUUGCCAUCAUGCCAAAGUUGCCACAGUUGAAACAGGCACCCGGGGAGCGUUUCAUCAACAUUUUCUUCCCACAAUUAAGUUGUCAAGUCUGGCCACUUUCCUUGAUUAUUAUUGGCUGAGAGGCGUUGUUA
Molecule: messenger RNA, 1763 nt
Organism: Lytechinus variegatus (green sea urchin)
Lineage: Eukaryota; Metazoa; Echinodermata; Echinoidea; Temnopleuroida; Toxopneustidae
Product: sialin-like
Exons: 8
Coding region: 89-1060 (323 amino acids)
Biological process (GO): transmembrane transport; monoatomic anion transport
Molecular function (GO): transmembrane transporter activity
Source: RefSeq, a predicted model, not a curated record